Molecule: messenger RNA, 804 nt
Organism: Jaculus jaculus (lesser Egyptian jerboa)
Lineage: Eukaryota; Metazoa; Chordata; Mammalia; Rodentia; Dipodidae
Product: transmembrane protein 254-like
Exons: 1
Coding region: 3-377 (124 amino acids)
Source: RefSeq, a predicted model, not a curated record
CCAUGGCGACCGCGACGGGCGACGCAGCCUUCUUCCAGCGGGGCAGUCUGCUGUGGUUCCCGGUCAUCAUCCUCUCCUUUGGCUAUUACACGUGGGUUGUCUUCUGGCCUGAUAAUAUCCCUUAUCAGAGUCUUGGACCACUGGGGCCCUUCACCCAGUACUUGGUGGACCACCACUACAAACUCCUGCUCUAUGGGUAUUGGCUUGUGUGGAUGAUUCAUGUGGGAGAGUCCUUCUAUGCCAUGGUAUUGUGCAAACGUAAGGGCAUCACGGACAGCCAGGCUCAGCUGCUCUGGUUCCUGCAGACCUUCCUCUUCGGCAUAGCGUCUCUCUCCAUCCUCAUUACUUACCGGCCAAAGCACCUGAAGCGCACUUAGAUGGCGCAGCGCUUCUUCUCCGCCUUUACUUUCAAACUCUGAUGCUGAGUUUACAAAGGCUUUCUACUUCCCGGACGCCGUCUGUCAAGCAAAGCUAAGACCCUCUAGUUACUCGUUUCCUCUUAGAUGCUCUGAUUGACCUGGAAGAGACAAGUUAUUGCCUGGGACAGAAAUAGGAAAGAUUCUGGCCUUCCGGUUCUCACCUGCAUGGCAGGAAGCUUUGGGCCUCCUCCUGUGGUCCUUGGCUGUGCCAGGGCUCCCCUGCCACGUGGCUGAGGCACCAACUAGCUUUGCUUGUUGGUUCCCUUUUGCCCCACUUUCUGACAGACACAUCCUCAUUCUCCCACCGACAUCUUAGCUUCAGUUUCCAGUUUUGUUUUGUUUUUUUUCAUCUUUUACGACCAAGAUAAAGUGACACUUUGUAUCA